This is a messenger RNA of Miscanthus lutarioriparius, 204 nucleotides long. The record is from the annotation of a GenBank genome assembly. Lineage: Eukaryota; Viridiplantae; Streptophyta; Magnoliopsida; Poales; Poaceae.
AUGGGUGGUGUGGAGAAGAUGAAGUACGUGGUGGUGACCAGCGGCGUCGUGAGCGGGCUAGGGAAUGGUGUCGCCGCCAGCAGCAUCGGCGCCGUCCUCAAGGCCUGCGGUUUGCGAGUCACCUUCAUCGAGAUAGGCAAGUUCUUCCAUGUCUUCCUUAUUCGGCAGAUCACUCACACAGCUCCAUGUCUUCAUGAAUCCUGA